Messenger RNA from Gadus macrocephalus (Pacific cod), 2032 nucleotides. RefSeq names its product tumor necrosis factor receptor superfamily member 14-like. NCBI's taxonomy places the organism in Eukaryota, Metazoa, Chordata, Actinopteri, Gadiformes, Gadidae. The record is from RefSeq and is a predicted model, not a curated record. Bases 46 to 897 code for a protein of 283 amino acids. The transcript has 8 exons. Gene Ontology annotation, cellular component: external side of plasma membrane; membrane. Gene Ontology annotation, biological process: immune response; defense response to Gram-negative bacterium; defense response to Gram-positive bacterium. Gene Ontology annotation, molecular function: protein binding; transmembrane signaling receptor activity.
UUCUACUUGAGGUGUGUCCCAGGUGGCAGAGUCCAUCUGAGCGUCAUGUUCGACGGGUUGCUGAACACUGCGGAUAAGGUAUCGACAUCCUCUGAGGCGUAUGGGAAGAUAUUCUUCUUCCAUUGUUUGAUUGGCAAAGUUAUGGCACAACCAGAUUGUCACGAGGAUCAAUACAGAGUCGGAGACAGAUGUUGCUAUGCAUGCGAUCCGGGAAGCCGGGUUUAUAGGGACUGUCCGGAGGGACGACAGACGAGAUGCCAACCUUGUGCCGAAAAUACUUUCCAUAAAGGCCUCAAUAGACAUAAGCACUGCACUCCCUGUACCAGAUGUGAUGCAGACAGGGGUCUGCUUUUGAAGAGGUCAUGUACAGAGACAUCAGACACCAUGUGUGAUACCCUGGAUGGAUACUUCUGUAGAGACCCCCACGAAGGAGGAUGUAGGGAGGCUCAGAGACACAGUGUGAGAUGCAGUCCUGGUCAUCGCAUCGGUCAAAAGGGAACCGCAGUUAGCGAUACGGAAUGCCUUGAAUGUCCCAAUGGAACGUUCUCAAAUGGAACGGUGACGGCUUGCCAGCCCCACACAGAGUGUGAAUCUCAGAACCUGACUCAGAUCCAACCAGGGACGGCUUCAACUAAUUCUGUGUGUGUAGCAGUUGCUGCGUUUAACCUAAUACCAGGACUGGAGACAAUAAUAGCAAUGUUUUGUGGGGCGAUACUACUAAUCAUAGCCUCUAUAUUCUGGUGCAUUAAAAAAGCUAGGGAGAGGCAGAGAUCUUCUCCACAUUCAGCUGUCCAGACCCAGGAAGCGCCUCACGUAGAACCUAACGAGGGGCGACAAAACAAUGGUGCAUUAACUAUCCUGUUGGAGGAGGAUCUGGAAAUCAUAGCAAAGCCUUGAUCACAGUUGCAGUCUUAAAGGUCUUUACUGCCCACACAGUGAACCACCGAUCACUGGUCAUUUGGAUCAGUUUAUGAUCAGACUGCCAAAGCAGUCGUAGACAGCCCCCGCUAGUCAUAGAACAAAACUUCAAAAUGAACCAGUAAAAACAUAUCUCUGGCUCCUGUUUGUACUGCCUUAUGAAACCAGCGUGUGCUAAGAACUCACCAAACUAACGGAAACAGGAACUCACAUGCUGCUGAACUCGAAUGUCCCCCUGGCUCUACAGCUGGCAGCAAAGAUCUUUAAGCACUGACUCCAAAUCAAUCUUUUAACUACUGAGACUUAGGCCACCGUUGUAUUGCUUUAUCUUGAUCAUCCGUUCUUCUGUCUACCUGCUUAUAUCUGCAUUUCCCUUAUUGUAAUUUAGACACCUUAUCCCUUUUUUGUUUUCCCCAAAAUGUGGCCUUUUUACGUGGUGGUUUUCCGUUCCAUCACAUACAAUACACUAUUGUCCUUCUUUAACCUUCUGUCUUGAAAGGCAGAGCCGUCUAUUCCUUUAAAUAUGACAAACCUUACGGCCCCAGUGCCCUCGUAGCCACCAAUGUCUCACUGGCCUUGAUGCCACUGGCAUCAUGCCACCACUGUCCCAUUAGCCUUGAUGCCACCACAGCUUUAUUGAGGUUCUAAAUUGUUAUUGACCAACAAUGAAGCUCAGUGGACAUACGUUGGAUUCCCGUACAUGGAUGAAGCCUUUGUGAGAAAUAAUGCAGUCGCUGCCCAUCAGUUCUGAGAACAUAACUCCUUACAUGGGCAAAACGUUAACCCCCCCCCCCCCCCCCCCACACACACAUAUUUACCAUAUCUCAUGUUUUACUUUUGGUACUGAAGCAGGAUAUAUAUGGUGAACUCUGCAAUAAUGGACACAGAAAAGGACAUAAGCCCAUGUGUAUAACAAACAAAGUUGUAUCAAUUGAAUCAAACUCUUGUCAGUCAGCCCUGCUAGUAGCAAACCACUAAUCAUAACUUCAUUGCCGUUGGUUUUGUCUAGGUGAAUGUAUGGAUGAAUAUGUAAACAUCAAAUAAUGUACUUUCAGGCUGCUGCUGAAGGAUAAUACUUUAUUUAUUGAUUAUCUAUUGUGUUAUUUAUAUAUAU